This is a messenger RNA of Paramecium pentaurelia, 800 nucleotides long. The record is from the annotation of a GenBank genome assembly. Lineage: Eukaryota; Ciliophora; Oligohymenophorea; Peniculida; Parameciidae.
AUGGAUAAAAUAAAAUCUCUUAAUAUUGAUUUUGCUUAAUACCAGACAGAUUACCUAAGACCAAUCCCCAAUAUUAUAACAUCUGAUCCAUAAUGGAAUGACAAUAUUCUUUUAAUGAAUGUCUAAUGGAAUUAUACUCUAGAAAUUAAUUAUGAUAAAUUGAGUCAAGUAAAAGAGAUCAUACAAAAAACCUGUACAACUGAAAUCAGUGAUGAUGAAUAAAGAGUAAAUAUAAUCCUCAUAUUUAAUUAGUUAUUAUUUAAUUAUCUUUCAAAUGAAAAGGAUUUACUUAAAAAUUGCGGAUUCACUUGUCAAAGACUACCUAUUAUUAUUGAAAAGAAUAAAGAAAUUGCACAUUUUUUAUUGAUUUAAAUAUGCAACUUAGAUGGCUUCGAAGAGUAUUCAUUUAUUUACAAUUUUAGAUUCUUAGAAGUCUUCAUCUAAACUGAUGUCACUUAAAAUACACUUGAAUUGUUUGCUCAAUUAUUUGGAGAACUCAAAUUACCAUAAGAAUAUAUCACAUAAUAUAUUAAUUAUUGUAUAGACUUUUGCAAUAAUAUCAAAGUAAUUCAAAUAUCUUAUAAUGAUAGGAAAAAUAAUAACAGAAUAAAUUAGUUAGGUUUGUUUCCGUUUUUAUCUAGUAAAUGCUUAAAUAAAAAGCAUUCAUCACUAAAGAUAUUCUGACUGAUGUAAGAAUUAAUAAAAUUUAGUUAUAAGCAUUUUGUAUUGAAUUCUCCAAAGUUGGUGAAGUAUCUAAACUCUUCAAACUAGUCAAAAGUUAAGAACCUGCCGCAUAAUGA